CAUUUGCCCAGUUUCAAGUUGACAAUCGAGUGAAUCGCAAUGCGAUCGUUGGCGAAGCGGAACUUUUGCUUCAGCUGCGUUUUAUUGCUGCUUUCGUUUCUAUCUCAUUCGCAAUCAGAGUCCCAGCAGCAGCAACAUCAUCGCGUGAAACGCAUUGUGGGCGGCAAACAGGCCAAGGCACCGCCUGUCGAUGAUCCGGUUGUGUUUGCACGUCUCUUCGAGCGAGACACGCGAGUCGAGGGCAUUCGCAAUCCCAGCACGGGCAUCUAUAGCUUCCUGGGCAUGCACUAUGCCGAGCCACCGGUGGGACAACUGCGCUACGCUCGCCCCAUCUACAAGCGACUGGGUGGCGAGCUGAAUGCCACACACCAUGGCCCGCCCUGCAUGCAACCGCAUCCCCAGCAGCCGCAUCGCAUCAUCGGCGAUGAGAAUUGCCUGCUGCUCAACGUGUAUACGCCCCAGAUGCCCGAUGAAACAACUGGGCUGCCUGUCUUUGUCUGGAUCCAUCCGGGUGGCUUUCGCUACGGUUCCGCUGCCCAAUACGAUGCCACGCCCAUGGCCCAACAGGGCGCUAUUGUGGUGGCGCCUCAGUAUCGUCUUGGUUCGCUGGGCAUCAUGGGCGAUGGCACAAAGGAGUUCGAUGGCAAUCUGGCCAUGUUCGAUCUGUCGCUGGCAUUGCGUUGGGUCAACGAUUACAUCGCCAACUUUGGGGGUGAUCCCAAGCAGGUGCAGGCCAUUGGACACGGUUCGGGUGCUUCGAGUGCCAUGUACUUGGCCAUGUCGCGCACCGCACGCAGUUCGAGUGAGGUGAGCGGUGUGGUUGCCAUGUCAGGGACUGCUCUGUCUCAAUAUGCCACCGACAAGGAGCCGGUCCAGAGCGUCCAGGAGGUGGCCAAGAUCAAUGGUUGUCCCGCGGCCAAUGAGCUGGAAAUUGUCAGCUGUCUGCGUGCGAAAUCCGCCAUGGACAUCAUCAAGAACGAUGACAAAGUGCAAACGGAACGCCUAGCUGGCCGUGCUUUGGUCAAAGGACUCACGGGCAGCGUUGGCUUUCAGCCGCACACCGAGGCCGAGGACGACAGACGCGCCUUGCCAAGCUUAAUCAUUGGCGAACCGGAGCAGCAGCUGCGCAACAACAACUUUACGGGAAUUCCACUCUUGACGGGAGUCACCAAGCACGAGACAGCAAACUCUGUGACUGUGGACACGCUGAACAAAGUCUUUGGCUCCGCGGAGAAAUUCCUCGGUUCGCUUGGCGGUGCGCUGCAACAGUUGACGGGAUUUCUGCGCAUCGAUAAGCUAACUGGGGAUAUUGCCAAGCCCGUGCUGCCAGGGUUAAGUAAUCUGCUGACACCCACGCUGCAGGAUCUGUGGAAGGUGCCCGAGACACUGAAUGUGGAUCAAGUGCUCGAUAAAGUUGUGGAAUCCACCACAGAUGUGCUGUUCAAUCUCCCAGCUGUGCUGACCACGCAAGUGUGGUCCAAGUUAGCUCCCGCUUAUAUGUAUAGCUUCGAGUACAACGGCACCAAGUCGAAGGGCAGCACAUUUCUUAAAGGCUUGCCCAUAGUAUCGGAGCAGGCACACGAUAAACCCGAGACGGUGGCUCAUGGCGAUGAGCUGGGCUACAUGUUCGAUGCCAACGAUAUCUUUGGCAAUCCGCUGCCCGAAACGCGUCUCAGCAGCGCUGAUGAUCUGCAAGUGCGUCGCAAUCUCAUCCAGAUGCUGCUGCAGUUCGCCAAGAAGUCAAAGGGAGAGGAACAAAAGAAUGACAUCACUUCGAAGCUCUUUCAGAGCGUCACAGGCGGAGGCACGCCUUUCAUCAAGGUGCACACCGAACUGGAGGCGGCGAGUGAUUUCCGUUUCUGUGAACUCUCAGUGAUGGGCGCUUCCCUUUCGCCUCUAACCUCGACGAGCUGUGCCGCAUUGGGCGGACUUCUGGGUGGUCUAGGACAGACUCUCGGUGGCGUGGGCAACCAGCUGGGACUUGGAAAUGUGGGCGGCAAGCUGGGAUUGGGCGGAGGAGGAGGCGGAGGAGGCAACAAACGUGGUGGCGGAUUCGGUUUGGGGCUGCUCUAAGUUUGUGUUAGUGUGCAUAUUGAAUAAAGCCGUUUGGUUCGCAUUGAUAUAAGCUG
This is a messenger RNA of Drosophila nasuta, 2129 nucleotides long. Its product is annotated as carboxylesterase 1E. NCBI's taxonomy places the organism in Eukaryota, Metazoa, Arthropoda, Insecta, Diptera, Drosophilidae. The record is from RefSeq and is a predicted model, not a curated record. The transcript is spliced from 2 exons. Bases 40 to 2073 code for a protein of 677 amino acids.